Molecule: messenger RNA, 4657 nt
Organism: Manis javanica (Malayan pangolin)
Lineage: Eukaryota; Metazoa; Chordata; Mammalia; Pholidota; Manidae
Gene: GPR156
Product: G protein-coupled receptor 156
Biological process (GO): G protein-coupled receptor signaling pathway; gamma-aminobutyric acid signaling pathway
Cellular component (GO): membrane; G protein-coupled receptor heterodimeric complex
Molecular function (GO): G protein-coupled GABA receptor activity
Source: RefSeq, a predicted model, not a curated record
CGAGGCGGCCUCCCGGGCACGUGCACCCGGCUCAGACACCGGCGGCGGAGGCCGCCGUCCUGCCGCCUCCGCGCCUGGCUCCGGGAUCCCGGCGCGGCGAUGGGCGCGGCUCCCGGCCUGGCCCUGGCCCUGGCCCCGCCCCUCCCCGUGCUUUCCAGCCCCGCGAACCCGCGAGAGACCCGGGAAUCCUGGGCGUCCUGCCGCCCGCCGCGGGCUUGGCGCUUCUCGGCGGUCGGGGACCUGGUGAGGGACCUGCGUGAGUGCUUGGAGCAGUGACUGCCAUCUGGUGGCAAGCCCGAACCAUCACUUCAUGUACCCUAAUGAUUGCUAAGAUGCCCCCUCGACUCACAUGGUGUGACUCGGUGGCAGAACACAAGGAAAGCCAGAGGGUAUCUGAUGAAGAAGCCUAGUGAAAUAACCCUUUGCUUCCAUACAAACGGGUUGUUCAUCCCAGAUUCUGAGGCAGGAGACAGCUCCAAAAUGGUGCCUCUGAAGAAAAGAUUUGAAUUGCUCUUGUGUUUUAGUCAAGGAGCUGCUGGUUACCGAACAGAGGGUAACCAAGACUGUGAAUAAGCACACACCAAGAAGAGCAUGUGAUGACAUGGAGCCUGAAAUAAACUGCUCUGAAUUGUGUGAUGGUUUUUCUGGCCAGGAGCUAGAUCGGAGAUCGCUUCAUGAUCUCUGCAGGACCACAAUUACCUCUUCCCAUCACAGCAGUAAGACCAUUUCUUCAUUAUCUCCUGUCCUUUUGGGUAUUGUGUGGACUUUUCACAGCUGUGGACUUCUUCUGAUAGCCUUCUUUCUUGGCUUCACAAUUCGCUUCAGGAAGAACAGGAUUGUGAAGAUGUCCAGUCCCAAUCUGAAUAUUGUGACCUUACUGGGCAGCUGUCUGACUUACAGUAGUGUUUACCUCUUUGGGACUCAAGAUCGAGAUGCUGUAGUGAGAAGCUCACUGGAAACUAUCAUUCAGAUCAGAUUGUCCAUGCUAUGCAUUGGGACUUCCCUUGUGUUUGGCCCUAUUCUGGGAAAGAGCUGGCGACUCUACAAGGUGUUUACCCAGAGGGUCCCGGACAAGAGAGUGAUAAUCAAAGACCUGCAGCUACUGGGGUUGGUGGCAGCCCUUGUGAUAGCUGAUGUGAUCCUGCUCAUGACGUGGGUGCUGACUGAUCCCAUCCAGUGCCUCCAGAUUCUCAGUGUCAGUAUGACGGUGGCAGGGAGAGAUGUGUCCUGCUCUCUGACCAGCACACACUUCUGUGCCUCCCGGUAUGCUGAUGUCUGGAUUGCUCUUAUUUUGGUGUGCAAGGGCCUGCUGCUGCUGUAUGGUGCCUACCUGGCUGGCCUGACGGACCACGUCAGCUCCCCUCCUGUGAAUCAGUCUUUAACCAUCAUGGUUGGGGUCAACCUCGUGGUGCUGGCUGCUGGGCUUCUUUUUGUGGUUACUAGAUACUUGCACACCUGGCCCAACCUGGUCUUUGGACUCACGUCUGGAGGCAUCUUUGUUUGCACAACCACAAUCAACUGCUUCAUCUUCAUUCCCCAGCUGAAGCAAUGGAAGGCAUUUGAAGAGGAAAACCAAACAAUCAGGCGCAUGGCCAAAUAUUUCAGCACUCCCAGCAAAAGCUUCCAUACCCAGUAUGGUGAGGAACAGAAUUGUCACGCUAGAGGAGAGAAAAACUCCAUGGAAAGACUCCUCACAGAAAAAAAUGCUAUGAUUGAAAGCCUGCAGGAACAAGUAAACAAUGCCAAAGAGAAGCUAGUGAGGCUGAUGUCAACUGAGUGCACCUAUGACUUCCCAGGGGCGGCUGUCCUGCCCGCCUCUGCCUGGAGCAAGCACGACCUGGCUGUAGCCUCUGCCCAUGGACCAGCAGCUCCAGGGCCUUUGGAAUGCCCCUCUGACUCUCAGAAUUACACCAGUGUGGCCGCCCAGGACUCCCAGAGUACCUCAGUGCCCUCCUCAAGUGUACAAACCCAGGAGGGGCCUGUGAAGGAUGCCAGCUCCUCCACAGGGCACAAGGAGAAAAUUUCUUGUUCAAAAGACUUUUCUGAUCAUUUAAAUUUGGGCUGCAGCCAGAAGCCACAAGCUAAGCAAAGCCACGGUACAGAAAGAAGAGACCAGGUACCCAUGGCACCCUGCCAGAGUCUCACAGCAGGUGGAAUGGGCCCUGUUCCCCAGAGACAGGGGCAGGGGGAGAACUCAGAGGAGCCCCCGAAGCGGCUGUCAAGGGUCAAUUCAGUGAUCAGGGAGAAGCUUCAGGAAGUCUUACAAGAUCUGGGUGUGGGCCCGGAGGCUGCCCUCUCCUCCUCCCCAUCUUGCCCCCACCAGCUCUGGAAGCACAGUGCUGCCUCCAGUACCCAGAAGGUGCCGCUCUCCAAGGAGCUGGGCUUUAGCCCAUACAUGGUGAGAAGGAGGCGGGCAGCGCAGCGAGCUCGCUCACACUUCCAGGGCUCUGUGCCCUCGUAUGUGGGGCACCGGGCCAAUAGGACUGUUUCUGGGGCACACAGUAGGCUAAAUGCACAGAAUCAGGACAGCCCUUGCCUGGAUCCCCAAACUUCUGAUUCCAGGGUACCAAGACCCUCUUCCAGGAAGUCUUUACUACUCCCAGACUCUCAAGGCAAGCCACGUACCCUGGAGGGCAGCAAACAAAGCCAGACAGAGCCCCAAGGGGCCGGAGGGAACUGUGCAGCCUUUCCUUACCAGCCUUCUGGUCCUGGCCAGGCACAGUGUCCCUCUGUCUCACACCUGUCCAGAGCCUCACCAGACCUGCCUGAGCAGCAGGCCUCAGGGCCCCCAGGCUGCCCCUCCCUGUACUGUCCAUGCAGCUACCUUGAAACUGAGUCCAGCAGCUCAGAUGAGUUCUUCUGCCAUUGCCACCGGCCCUACUGUGAAAUCUGCUUCCAGAGUUCCUCUGAUUCCAGCGAUAGUGGCUCCUCAGACUCAGACCCCGAGCCUGCUGGGGGUCUGGCUUCCUGGGAGAAGCUGUGGGCCCACUCAAAGCCUAUUGUGAACUUCAAAGAUGACUUGAAACCCACAUUGGUAUGAAAAGCAACAGAGCAGGUCUGGAUGUAGAGGUCAGUACAGGACAAGCCACAUGGACCCUACAGGAGGAAGGCCUGUCCUGGCCUUCGGGGAGCAGACCAGUGCCCUGUGUUUAACCUGCCCGUACCAUGUUUCAGCUAUGCUCGCUUGAGCACUUCCUGGUCUGUCAAAAGAGGGGUAUUGCCUGUCUUGUUACUACCUCACAGCAUUCCUGGAAAAGACUCCAGCUGAGUGACCACCAGAGAUAAUCCUUCGGAUAAAAGGUGCUAAAUGAGCACAGAGAGUUUUCUGUCCUGGUCAUCCAUUCUACAAAACUCUCGUGUAUACCAGGUGGAUGGCUGAGUGGACGGACUGAUAGAAGGAUGGAAGGGAAAUUGCUACAGAACCAGACCUGUGGGCCCUGACCCGAGCUGGCCUUUUGGUAGGCAAGACCUGCUAGGAGGAUAACUCUCCUACAUCCCUGAGUGUCCCACUCUUGGCAGGGGACAGUUUUGUUUCUGCGGAAGGUUGUAAAAAGCACCACCCCAAGUCCCAGCUUCUGGCCAGACUCAGCUCAGAGCUGCCUCUGUGCCACUGUUGGGUGUUUGUGUCUUCCCAUCAGUACGGCACCUCGCUACCAUCCGAGAUUAUCAGGUCUCCACGACUUCUCUCUCCUGGGCUCGGAGGGCAUCUGAGGUGCAGACUGUCCUGUGGCCCACUCCUUUGGCUCCACUGCUACUGCAGUUUCGUCCCAGGAAAGCAGGCACCGGCAUCUCUGUGGAGGUUGGGGACGACUAGAGGGUCUUUGGGCAUCAUUACGAUUACAUGACCACCAAUGGCUGCAUAACCCAGAAAUAGAAGAUAGAGAAACAGGAAGGAAGAAAGAAAUGGGAGAGAAAAAGGCAGGAAAAGAAACAAGUUUUGAACAUUUCCCUAGAGUCUGGCAUGGUACUUGGUAAUAUCAAAUUUGAGUAAUUCUUUAUGACAGCCCUGUAAAGGAGAUACUCUUGUUCCCAUUUUUACAGAUGGGGAGCAAGAGGACUCUGGGGAAUAUGAGGCUUAGAGAAGAGGUGCCUUCCCCAACAUCACACUACUGGAGAGUGGCCCAGGAGGGCUUGCCCACAGCCAGUAAAGCAAAGGGUAGUGUAGGAGAGCUGCAAUGUGCUCACCCUGCAGUGCAGGCUAACAAAACUGGUUUUCCCUGCCUCACUGCCUCAGGGGCCUACCUGCAUCUCCCAGGAGAGCCAGGGAAUUGUCUGCCUCCAGAGUCACAGAGAAAGCACAGCCAGGCUGCUUGGCUUGCUGCUGGGCGGGUUGUUUACAGGCCACCCCCCGCCCCUGCUCCCCACGUGUGCAUCAGUGUGUGUCCGAGUUUGUGUGCAGGAGUUUGGGCCUCGAUUGAUAAGCUUGUCGGGGGGCAUCUGGCUCCAAAUAUCCACAGAAGAUUUCUUAUGGACUCUCAAGGGCUGCCAACACCUCCUGAAUCUCCAGACACUGGACUGGGAGGCCCUACUGGUAGCAUAGCUUCUUCUGUCGUUUACUUUUAAAUACAAUGUCAUAAUUUAUUCUGUGUGGGGGUUUGCAGUUUCUGCUUGCACUGUUUGUAUGCUGUCCGAGUGACACCUUAAUAAAAGAGAAAUG